GAGAGAGAGAGAGAGAGAGAUACUGGGAGGCAGCAAACAAUCGUAAUGAGAGCUCGUUCUAUAGCCAUUCUCAGUAGGAAAACUAAAACAAACAGAUAAACCAAAACAGUACCUAAUAAACUAUGUACUAAGUGUAUGGUUCAUUCAGUGAACAAACACCCCCUCUCCUCCCAAAUCCCUCACCCCUGUUUCUCUUACUUUACUUUUCAAUUGAUUUUAACCUCAGUGGAAAGAUCAAUGCCAUCCUUUUCCUCUCCAAGUCCUGUACAGCAAACUUGAGAAGGCCGAGCUGUAACAGAUGCAUGGCCGUUGAACCUCCACGAUUUACACCAAAUGCCGACGGGGCGGGCGGGGAAACAUGUUGAUUAACUCUGUCAAACCCUUGUGAUGGUAUCCAGGUGUGACGGAAACACACACUAGUUCUCUCGAAAGUGAAACGUGUUUCGUUUUUCACAAUUGCAUACCGAAAGUAUUCCUUCUAACAGGCGUAAACAGAAUCGUUGAUUUUUGGAAAAACCGUUUUCAUUGGAUUAAAUCUUACUACAGUUUGUGCAAAUUCUGAUUUGGAAAUUAAAUGGAUAUGCUUUGUGCCGUCGAAAUCGUGUUUGAAAUGGCAUGAAAUUGAUACGUGGGAGUUAACAAGCGCUGAUCACUGACGCUGGUUGAGUGCCAUGAGCUGCCAACAAUGUCUACUUCCGAUAUGACGCCAGAUGAGGAAGAAAGAAUUGAACUCCUCCACAAUGAGAUCCCCAAGCCGCAGGAGAUGGCAAGUAGGGGGGUCCCUAAAGCGGCCAAGCGGUCUCCCUGGAGUGGCAUGAUGGCGCGGCAAGGACACAGUGGCUCGCACAGGAUCAACAGGCUAAAACCAGGGAGCAGAUUCGUGCUCACAAAAGAUGGGCUGAGGAUGGCUUGCAGCUCCCAGGAGGAGCACGAUGACCAGGCCGCACUGCUAGAGCCUGACCGGAAGCGCCCAAUGACGUCACGCUACCUGGAUAUCACUCUGAUUCCAGACAGACCACCGGAACCCAGAGCCAUGUUUUCCAAGAAACUGGGAGCUCGGAUAGAACUCAGGAAGCAGUUGUUACUGCGUCGUCGGUGGCUUGUGGACCUAAUGCUGGCAGUAGCCAUCACAGGAAUCAUACUCAUGGUUAUAGAGAACGAGCUCUACUACAUAGAUACCUCAGCUGUGACAUCAUUCGCCACUUGGGCGUGUCUGGCCAGCGAGCUCCUGGUGUGUGCUGUCCACCCGUUCCCAGGAGACAUCAAGGCUUACAUGUCCACGAUUGGCGGGCACAUGGGGAAAUAUCACAUGGACGGCAUCCUCUCGGUGCUGAUGAUGUUCAGGCUAUAUCUCGUAGGUCGUUUUCUGGUGGUGCACUCCCCACUCCUAACUGACGAGUCCACGCAGACCAUCUCAGCAGUGAGCCACGUCAAGAUAUCCAUGUUUUUUGUUUUCAAGGCCGCCAUGAGCGACCACCCGGGCACGGUGAUCACCCUCACAAUGCUCUCUAUGUACACCAUCAGCGUGUGGGCCAUGCGCACGUGCGAGAUGUACUACACGAGCAUCGACGAGGCGCACAGCUUUACGGAGUCCAUGUGGCUCUCUGCCAUCACCUUCCUAACUGUCGGCUACGGAGAUCUCACGCCAGAAACUCACUGUGGGCGAUUUAUCGCUAUCGUCACCGGCCUUAUGGGGCUUGCGUCCACCGCCCUACUUGUCGCAGUCGUCGCUAAAAAGUUGGAGCAGACCAGAUCGGAGAGGUACGUGUUCAACUACCUGUCUCUCAUCCACCUGGAACACAAGCGGAAAGGUGCAGCCGCUGACGUAAUCAAGUUUGCCAUAAAGGUGUACACCUUGAAAAAGAUUCUGGCCCGACACAACAGCAAGAUGAACAGGAUGAACGUGACAUACAUGUCCUGGCGUUUAAGUAACUCCAUCCGUGCCAUGAGAUCGACGCGGGUAGCUCGACUUCGUGUGGAGGAAGCAUCAGUCGGUUUGACAGAGCUCAGUCAACAGGUUUCACAGACACAGUCGCUUAUCUCCAUGCUUGCAACGUCUCAGGGUCAAAUCCUGGACAAACUGACCGACCUGCAAGAGCGGGUAAGGGAGAGGGACUACGACGAAGAUAUCUUCAGCACGGAUGAGGGGACGGGGAAGGAUGACAGAGGAAGUCGUGACCCCGGGAAAGACGAGGCGGAGUCUGGUUGGCUCGGCACUGGGCUGUUGAAAAACUUGUAUCGACAAAACCCUGGAGAUAACUGAAUUUUGCCAUUGAGUGUUUUCUCUUUUCUAAGAAACUCCAGACCAAACGACAACCACCGAUGCUUGAAUUAUAAACCGAUGAGAU
Aplysia californica (California sea hare) is the source of this 2348-nucleotide messenger RNA. Its product is annotated as small conductance calcium-activated potassium channel protein 3. Gene Ontology annotation, molecular function: small conductance calcium-activated potassium channel activity; calmodulin binding. Gene Ontology annotation, cellular component: plasma membrane; neuronal cell body; neuron projection. Gene Ontology annotation, biological process: potassium ion transmembrane transport. Lineage: Eukaryota; Metazoa; Mollusca; Gastropoda; Aplysiida; Aplysiidae. The record is from RefSeq and is a predicted model, not a curated record.